Molecule: messenger RNA, 8055 nt
Organism: Symbiodinium sp. CCMP2456
Lineage: Eukaryota; Dinophyceae; Suessiales; Symbiodiniaceae
Source: the annotation of a GenBank genome assembly
AUGAAAGGGUUCGCCCGAGGCGUUGGACUCGGAUUCGGUGUCAGCUUCCUUCAUACCGAUAUCCGGCCAAGAGGCUGUCCCCUGGACAUGUCCACGACAUUGCAGACACACAGCCGGACAAAGCCUUACUGCAGCGAGCUGAUAGUCACGAAAGUGGACAGAGUUGAAGAUGCCCUGAAGCACUCCAAGAGCUGCGCUCGGCUAGAAGCGCCUGGCUGGGGGGCAUCAGUGUCGACGUCGGCUGAAAUGGCUUUUGGGGUCAAUACGCAGGACACCAGUGCGACCGUCCUGCUAACAUUCAUCUCAGAGACUGAACGUCACAAGAUAGAUCCAUUCGAGGCACGCCUCUCAGAUACAGCGCUCAAAGUUCUCGCACCACGUGAUGGAGCCUAUGACGGAGAAGCCGCGGCCCUGCAACGCUUCACCGAAGAGUUUGGCACACACUUUGUGGCAGCCAAAUUCCUUGGAAUCAAGCUGGAUGCGAGUGCGACCGCGAACUGCUCCACUAGAUCUGAGUCAGGCAUCCUCGCCGCUGAGUUUGAAGCUUGGGGGGCCUCAGUAGCUGCCUCAGUAGCUGCUGGUGGCGGGCCUGUGAAGCAACAAGAGUGGCGGAGACAAGCAAAGGCGAUACAAGGCAUGACGAUUCAUUGUCAAGCCCAGGGCUUUCAACCUGGCCCCUGUCGAACACCUGAGGAUAUUCUGAGGCAGUUGCAAUAUGCUGUAGACGCGCGCGAGUCCUGCUGUCUCCUGGGCAUGGAGGUAUAUCCCUGGAGGGUUCUUCCGUGUGUGCAACACGCAUUCAUGAGUUUGAAUGCGAAGCCCACAUACAUUCCGCGUCGCGACAUUGUCGAGCUGGCCCAAGACUUGAUCUUCUACUGCUUGAUGUUCGACACAAGGAAGCGAAGCAUUGUCUCGACCGUAUCGGAAGAUCCCACAGAACAUGUGCACCGACAGCUCACCGAGUUGGCGGAGGAGCUGGCGCAGGCACAAAGAAGAUGCCUGGAACGGCUGAUGCAAGAACCACAAGAUGCAGUCGGAUAUGCGAAAGAGUUGAACCAACAAAUCUCCAGCACGAUACAGAAUAUUACAUCGGUGGACAAGCUCUUGGCAAAGAACAAGGCGAAGCAUGCGAAGCUUGAGUACGUUGCAGGCCGAGAGUUCCGUGAGAAGUUCAAGACGCUCCGCAUCCUCGAUCGCCCAUCCUCGGAGGCAUUGGUUGUCAAAGAGCUUCUUGAGCCGGAGUUGUCAAGAAUUGUCCUUGUCGCCGAUGACGCAAUGAACUCGGACUACUACAUCAUCUUUCGCAUCAAGGAUGGAGAAUCACCAGACGUUCCGAUAGACGGCUGGAUCCCGAAGCGCGUCGAUGGCUAUACCACCUUGGUGAUCGCCAACUUUGCAGCUUCGCAGGAAGAUCCGGCAAGGUCAUGGAGCGCCUGGAGUGAUUGCCCCCCUGGAGAUUGGUUCAAAGGCGACGGCUUCUGGCUGAAUAGAAUCGAAGAGGUCGCCCUGGAAGUGGAUGACCCCCUCCUCACAGAAGAGGAACAGCUGGAGCUCGAGGAGGCUGUGGCCAAGAGCUCGGAGGGAGAGGAGCCGUUUCUGACUGUUCCCAUCUCGGAGCCUCGGCUGGGCUUGGGCGAAAGUUUGAACACCGCAGCGCUUGGGAUCCGGGAUCUAAACCGCGUGGGGGACCGGGAAGUGUCCCCUCUGUCGGUGUUGAUGACCACCUUCGACCUGCCAGACGACAUCGAAUGGCUACAGAAGCAGCUCAAUCUGGGCAGAGACACGCCGGUGACGCUCUGUGGGCACCCGUGGCCAACCAGGGAUCGGCUCUGGAGGGAGCUUCAGGCUGUCUUCGAGGAUGUGGCCCUGCAUUUUCCAGGAUCCCCCUACCUCUCCCGACACUCGAACACCGACAUCCGGAUGCCGGAGGCGAACAUGGAGCCUGUGGAGGGAGGAGGAUACAGCGAGUGCAGCGUGCAUUCCAAGUUGAUGCUCCUGGAGUUUGAGGACCGGCUUCGGGUUGUUAUAUCCAGCGCCAAUCUGUUGCCCAGGUUUUGGCAGAUGAACAAUGAGGUGGUUUGGGUGAAGGACUUCCCACGCCUGCAACAUGAGGGCUUGCACGUCUCGGCACUGCUUCAAAGCGGGAGUUUCGGUCAGACAUUGUCCCACUGCUUGGCAGAGCUACUCAAUGACGCUCCUGGACAUAGGCGCAUGCAGUGGCUGUCAACACUUUCGCAUUUUGACUUGGAGUGCAAUGUCCACCUCGUCAUGUCUCGCCCCGGCAUCUACGAGAAGUCGCGGCCUCUGAGCCCCACGCAGAUCGGAUUGAGGCUGUCGCUCAUGGAGGAAAGCCUGGAGAUCAUGAGAUCAGAAGAAACGGAGAGCCUGUUCUCGGCGGCCCGUGGGGAAUUCACCGGAGAGGCCAGGCUUCAGAAGCGCGACGAGUGUUGGAUGCUGUGCCUGACGGGCUUACCCCUGGCAUUUCUGAGCCCGGCCUCCUGCAAAGCACUCGCCGCAGCAGAGACUCUGGGGUUCGAUGUAACGGACGGCCUGAAGGUGGACCUCUUGGCCACCGACCUCCAAUAUCCCGAGCCUGAGCCCUCUUCACCAAACGAAGAGAUUGCCUGCAAGCUGCCGUUGGUGCAAGUUACCUUGGAAAGCCCAGGAGGCCCUUUGCCAGUCAUAGACAGCAACGACAUCCAUGCGACGAGCGGGGUCGCCGAAUUCUUGGCCCACCUGGAGAUCAACUAUGGGCUCAUGGCUCUUCGAGCCAAUCUGUCGCACCUCCCCUGGCGCCAGUCGGAAGAGCGAAGCUUCGUGGCCCUGAGCUCAUCGUUCAGCCGUCUGGAUGGGGACUGGUUCCGGGCCUUUGAUGAUUGUGUGGGCCGGGCUGCUGGCGAAGGGGACUUGCCAGGACCACGCGUCCUGGUUCCGGCAGAAGGAGGGCUCCGCUUCGAAGUGGCCUCUAUGGGAGAGCCCCGCCUCGUGGCGCACCGGGCGCCGUGGCACUCGCCGGGACGGGAGAAAGUCCGCAAUCAUGGAAAGCUUAUCGCCCGACUUUGCUGGGAUGAGGCGGAAUCACGGCCGUAUGGCUGGAUCUAUGCGGGCUCCCACAAUCUCACCGUCUCUGCGUGGGGUACCAUACACAGGUCCGAGACCCGGCCCGUCCUACACUGGAGUGGAAACCGGGAGCUGGGCGUCCUUCUUGUGGAGCCGAGGUCCUCGAAUCAGGGGCUGUUUCGCCACACCCCGCUGCCUUUCAACCUUCCCUUGGAGCCGAUUUCCUUGGAAGGUCGGGAGAUCUGGGGCGAGGACUCAUGGGACUGGAAUUGGCAGAAGGAGGGCUAUGAGACCCACAACGGCAUAUGGGACGAGAAUGGAGAAAACGGGGAGACAGAGGAGCGAGAGGCUUCAGACCAAAAACUGGUGGUGGUGGAGCACUUGAGCUGCCUGUCCGGCCCAGCGCUUGAAGACCUGCCGGGUAAUUAUCCAGCUGUGCCACCGUGGCAGACCGGUCCGAUCCUUCGACCAGAGCGACCCGUCCCAGUGCGAGCGUACCACAUUCGGCUCGACAGCGGUGGAGACAAGCUGAUGAAGGCCAAGAACUUGGAGAGGAUACCAGGAGCUGCUUCUGCUGCACCUGCUACCUCAGGGAAGGCACCAGCACCGGCUUCUGCAGCACCAACUGCGACAAAGACCACGGUUGCUCCGGCUGCAGCGGCGCCUGCGCCUGCGCAAGCGCGCCCACAUCCCGCACCAGCAUCAGCACCUGUGCCCGUUCGGCCGCCGCCAAAGCUGCGCGACCUGCUGCAGGCUGCAAAGCCGAACUGGACGGAGAAGGACUUGAACAACGUGGUUGAGAAGCUCUCUAAAGCUCAGGUACAAGGCGGGGAGUUGCCUGUCGUUGUCUUUUCAACAUGGGACGGCAUGUUGGGGCUGGUUGGCUAUGCUUUGCUGAUCGUGCUGCAACAUCAGUGUUGUGUGACCGCGGAGAGCAUAGCGAGGCAAAAGACCUCGGUUGUCAACAUGGGCUUUGCUGCCACCUGCCUUGAGCUCGUUCGGCCACGCAAUGAGGGAGCAGCAGCAGCGAGCCCGCGUGUUGCCCGCAUUCCCUUGCUCCUUGCAGACUCUGGAGAAGGCAGCACAGACAUGAGAACUGCAGACCUCGAGGCACCCGCAGAGACUUCCAAUCUCUCCGAAAUUGGCACGGGAAGUUCGGACCUCGACGAUCCCCUCGCACUGGCUGAUCUACUCUUGGAUCCCCAGAUCAACGUGCGCUUGGUCCGCGGCACUUUCCUGAGGAAGCUUCACCAGGAGCAGCGGCCCGUGGUCAGGCGGCAAGAGAUCGAGCAGGAGGCGGAUGCAGUGGUCACGCAAGACGAGCUGAUCAGGUGGAAGACGGACGCAGACUUCCGCCAAAAGGAGUGGUCUUGGUACUUCUUCGACUACAUGUCGAUCUACCAAUUCUAUCGUGGCAGCGCUGAGAGUUAUCAGCAGCAAUGUUUCGAUCGAGCCAUGGCGAGGAUGCACUACUUCUAUGCUCAUGAAUACACUCACACCUACUUCAUCACCAAGCUUUCGCCAGCGAGAGCACUCGACACCACGCACAAGAUUGAAGUCUUCUAUGCCCCCGAUGGAGACGGGGAAGCUGGACAAAUUAAGGAAGUGCCAAUCAAGGAUUUGAAGCGGAACGGCACGCCCUACUUCGAACGUGGCUGGUGCGAGGCGGAGAUGCAGUGGUCCUGCAUGCGGGGUAAGGCAUCGCAGACGGUCGCUCUCGACUUUUUUGAGCAUUCGCGGCCUUUGUCUCUCCAUGGCAGAGCCCCCAUGGCGCCUGACGUUUUCCAAAGACUAGUUCAACGGAAUGAGCUCAGGUUUACCCAUGCAGACAAUUCCAAAGAUGUCAUGGAGUUGCAAAGGCGAGUCUUUCUUCAGAAGGCCGCAAGCUUGGAGGUCCUGAGUCGCACGGACUUGUCUGCAAGCCAGAUCGUCAUUCUUGGCCUCGCCCUGCCCUUCUACAGCAGGCUGCAGGUUCUGGAGAUCUUUGGCAGCCAGAUCGAAGCAGAUGGUGCUGAGGAGGUUGCCAAGGCGCUCAACAUGAAGAAGCUCACGUUCUCGCACUGCUUGAUCUCCUGCACCGCGAUGUCAGCUUUAGCCGGAGGCUUCCAGGGCAGCCAGAAGCUCGCACACCUCAAGUGCACAUCAUGCGCACUUCGCAGUGAGCACAUAGAGGCAUUGUCUGGAGGUCUGACAUCACAGAGCCAGAUCACGAUCCUGGACCUUUCGGAAAACGAGAUAGAUUGUGAUGGCGCCAACGCCUUGGCUCGAGCCUUGCUGGAAGGUAGCAAGCUGCGGCAAGUCUCUCUCCGUCGCAACAAGAUUGCAGAUCGAGGCGCAGAGGCCUUCGCCGAUGUGCUCCGGCGAGCAGCGAUGGAAUCGCAACCGUUGAGUCACCUGGACUUAGACGACAAUGAGAUCGAGGCCCGAGGAUGGAAGCUGCUAGAUCAGGCAUUGGAGGAAGUGGAGUGGCUGGCUGAGGCUUGGUUCGACAAGUUUCGGCUCGGAACACACAAGAAACCAGAAAUGCUCCAGACGCUGCGCAGCGCAGGUCAGAAGAUCUUCGCCACGGAUACCGUCGCGGCGCUACGGCAGCGGGUGGACUUGGAGGAGCCACCGAAGCCGCAGAUCGAGAAGAAUCCCCAAAACUUGCCGGUGCAGCGUUGGGAGGUCGUGCACGACCUUGCGAUGGUUCGAGAGAUGCCGUCGCUCGCUGCUCGAGCCCUGGCACGGAAGGAUCGAGGCGAGAUCGUGCAUAGCGCAGAGGAGACCUUCGAUGGCUUCCUAAAGCUCCACGGCGAGGAGGGCUGGUGCGCCAAGGACUGCCAGGGCAAGCUGGGCCUUGGUACGCUCCUUCGGCGCUUGCCCGGCCAGCAGGACAUGGUCUUGGCGGCCGACUUCCCGGCGCCGGGAUCUGGGCCGCAGCAUUUCAAGGUAAUCUUCAGUCCAAGUGUCGCUGUGCGGGCAGCGCCCUCCACCGAUGCCAACAUCAUCAGCGCUCGCCGGGUGGGAGAGGUCGUAUUGGCCGAGUCCCAGACAUAUUCGGGAUGGAUCAGAUUGGAAGGAGACGGUGGAUGGAUGCUGAGCAGACAUCCACAGCACGGCGUCCUGCUUCAGCCUGCCUUCGACAAGGCGAGGCCACAGGAGGGCCAAGACGAAGGUUUCGACAACAUGGACCAGGUGGUCCAAGACACCUUGCAGAGACACCGAGCGUCCCAGGCGGCUCCCUCGGAUCUCCAUAGGCCCUCUUCCCAGCCGGAGCGUCCUGCUGCGGAUGCGGAGCAGCAAAAAGCGGAACAGAGGAGAGCAGCCGAAGCUCAAAGAGCUCGAGAGCUUGAAGAGAAGAGACGCCAGGAAGAGGACCGGAGGCAGAAGCAGGCCGAGGAGGAGCAGCGCAGAAAGCAAGAGGAGAUUCGGAGAGUCCAGGAGGAGCAAGAACGGAGACGGCAGCGAGAAGAAGAAGCGAAGCGAGCCAAAGAGACAGAGGAGGCGAAAGUCGCUGCCGUGCAGCUUGCUGCAGAGCAGGAACGACUGCUGGAUGCCUUUGCAGAUGCAGCCGCGUCUGGCGAUCCCGCGAAGAUCAAGGUGGCGCGUGACGCGGCCAAGAAAGGGGGCGUGCCGACCAAGGCGUCGAACCGUUUCGGAAAGUCCUCAACGCUCUCGUCGACUUUCUCAAAGUCCUCGACUCUUUCGUCGACCUCGGGCUUCCUGCUGGGCUGCAAUGCACGGGAGAAGACAUUCCAGAGAAUGAGCUCAGCGGUCGGUGUGUCUUUCGAGCGUUUGCGUGCGGAACCUCUGGGCGAAGUUCCUGAGUCCAUGGUGGCGACCGGAGGCUCAUCCUCGCUUGGGCGGAGAUCUUUCGCCCGUCGGGGUCAGGACGUGAUCAACAGACCGCCGUCAUCGCAGCGCUUUUUGGCCACCUCUUACGACGGCGAGUGGAAGCUGCGGUCCGACAUCCAGAAGAGAUCUUUCGGCCAGGAGACAUCCUCGCCCAGGGACGAGCACCAGACGUGGCUCAAAGGUGUGCUCGGAAAGAGGAAGAAGCCGCCCGUCGUGGGCAACAUGAGAAGGCUGGACCUAACCAGCAGCUUGCUGAGAAGUAUGGAGCGGCCCGGGUGCGACUGGGAUCCUCUCCGAGACCUGCGCGUGCAAGGGGUCCAGGAGUCGGAGCCCUCCACCGCUCGCACGUCUCUGUCCAGUGAGACUGGGGAUAUGGCAGACACCAGCAUGACGAGCUUCAGCAGGCUCACCAGACGCAUGUCGGCCUCCCUUCGGUUGGGAAGACGCCGGAGCUCUGCUCGCUCUGGGCUGCCGCCGAAGGAGGAGGCAAGGGCGCCGACUCCUUUGGAAAAGAUGACUCUGCAGAAGAUUUCGCAUCUUCAGGAUAUUCCUUGGCAGGUGAGCAAGCAAGCCUUCAACUGGUUCUAUCAGUUUGCCGACACUGGCACAUGGGAUCGCGAAGAGCUGGGGCUGUCGGAGGAGGCCGUUCUUGACGGCAUCCCGUUUGAGCUGCCCAGCUUGGGCAGCAUGUCCCGGAACGCGCUGUUCCAGACCUGCUGCGCCAUAAGCGAUGUGGACGAGCCUGCGCAGCUGGACAUGGAGUUCGUCGGAGGUGCACUCAAAGCCGUCGAUGCGAACCAGAACGAUGCACUGGACCUGGUCGAGUUCCUGGACUUCUACCAUCGCUACUGCUUCUCUGAGGAGGUGCUCCUCAGCCGUCAAGAGCGGGAAUUGAGACAGCUGGCGCGGAAGUAUGGCUUCAGCUUCGUCGAACUCGACCAGCUCAAGAAGAAGUUCGACCAGGCCGACCGCAACCAAAGCGGCAAGCUGGGCUACGAGGAGUUCCUCUCCCUCAUGGCAAUGCUCACAAAUCUUCCGCCGGGGCAGGAGUUGCCAGAGAAGAAGAAGAAGGAGUGGUGGAUUGCCGCGAAGCAAGGCUGGCGAAGGCACUUGGACUUGGAUGCAUUCUUGUCCUUCUACGUGUCCAUCGGCAACUGA